AUGUCGUUGAAUCCUCCUCUUAUGUGGGCUCAGGACCGUGAUGUCGUUUACAUUACAAUCAAGCUCCAAGAUAUUUCCAAUGAGGAGAUCGUCUUUGGCGAAGACCACUUCAUUUUCCGCGGAAAAUCUGGCGACACAACAUACGACUACAAGCUUGAACUCUUCGGAAAUAUUCAUCCAACUGACAAGACAACAAAGUACAACAAGUUCGGCAGAUAUACUCAACUCAAUUGCCGCAAGGCUGACACAAGAAAAUGGUGGCCACGCCUUGCAAAGACAGCCCGCAAAUUGGCUAACGUAGGCAUCGACUGGGAGAAGUGGGUUGAUGAUCCAGAAAGCUCCGAUGAUGAGCACAAUCACGACGACGGCUCAUUUGAAAUCAAUAACACACCUGAUGCCGACUUCACAUCCAGCUCAGAUGAUGAGGAUGAGAAGAAGGAUACCAAACCUGCAGAACCAGCUAAAGUUGAAGAAGUCAAGAAUGAGGAACCUGCCAAAGCCGAAGAAGCUCCAAAAGUAGAAGAGGCUAAGGCCGAAGAAGAAAAGAAGGAAUAA
Trichomonas vaginalis G3 is the source of this 555-nucleotide messenger RNA. RefSeq names its product p23 hB-ind1 like domain-containing protein. The record is from RefSeq and is a predicted model, not a curated record. The coding region runs from base 1 to 555 and encodes 184 amino acids. Gene Ontology annotation, molecular function: protein-folding chaperone binding; Hsp90 protein binding. Gene Ontology annotation, cellular component: nucleus; cytosol. The transcript has a single exon. Gene Ontology annotation, biological process: protein folding; chaperone-mediated protein complex assembly. Lineage: Eukaryota; Parabasalia; Trichomonadida; Trichomonadidae.